AUGAAAGACCUUUUCGGUCAUAUCAACAUGAGCUCAUUUGACGCCGUCUCAUACAUCAACAGCCACUCGUCCAACAUCACCAACAUCCCCAACAUCGGUAUUGCCGUAUCUGGCGGUGGCUACAGAGCACUAACCAACGGCGCCGGCGCACUCAAAGCAUUCGACAGUCGAACAGAGAAUUCAACACACAAUGGACAGCUCGGUGGUCUUCUGCAGUCAGCCACAUACCUGUCCGGACUAUCCGGAGGUGGUUGGCUCCUGGGUUCAAUCUACAUCAACAACUUCACCACCGUCUCCAACCUACAAACCUACAAAGAGGGCGAAGUCUGGCAGUUCCAGAACUCCAUCACGAAAGGCCCCAAGACCAACGGCUUGCAAGCCUGGGACACAGCCAAGUACUACCGCGACCUAGCCAAGGUCGUGGCCGGUAAGAAAGAUGCUGGCUUCAACACCUCCUUCACCGACUACUGGGGUCGCGCACUCUCCUACCAACUCAUCAACGCGACCGACGGAGGCCCCGGCUACACCUGGUCAUCGAUCGCAUUGACCCAGGACUUCCAGAACGGAAACAUGCCCAUGCCACUCCUCGUUGCCGACGGCCGUAACCCAGGCGAGACCCUAAUCGGCAGCAACUCGACCGUAUACGAGUUCAACCCCUGGGAAUUCGGCAGCUUCGAUCCAUCCAUCUUCGGCUUCGCUCCCCUCGAAUACCUGGGCUCCUACUUCGAGAACGGCGAAGUCCCAUCCGGUCGAUCCUGCGUCCGCGGCUUCGACAACGCAGGCUUCGUCAUGGGCACCUCCUCCAGUCUCUUCAACCAAUUCAUUCUCAAGCUCAACACCACCGACAUCCCCUCAGCCCUCAAAACGGUCCUCGCUAGCAUCCUCGAAGAGCUAGGCGACCGCAACGACGACAUCGCCAUCUACUCCCCCAACCCCUUCUACGAGUACCGCAACGCGACAAUCUCAUACGAAAAGACCCCGGACCUGAACGUCGUCGACGGCGGCGAAGACAAACAAAACCUCCCCCUCCACCCUCUCAUCCAACCCGCCCGUAAUGUGGACGUCAUCUUCGCCGUCGACUCUUCAGCCAGUACCUCUGACAACUGGCCCAACGGUAGUCCCCUCGUCGCUACCUACGAACGUAGUCUCAACUCGACCGGCAUCGGCAACGGCACUGCCUUCCCCAGCAUCCCAGACAAAAGCACCUUCAUCAACCAGGGCUUGAACACCCGUCCGACCUUCUUCGGCUGCAAUAGCAGUAACAUCACAGGCCAUGCGCCCCUCGUCGUCUACCUCCCCAACUACCCAUACACGACGUUGUCGAACAAAUCGACCUUCCAGCUGAAGUACGAGAUCUCGGAGCGUGACGACAUGAUCACUAAUGGCUGGAACGUGGUUACGAUGGGUAAUGGAUCGAGGAAGUCUUACGAGGAUUGGCCGACCUGCGCGGGCUGCGCGAUUUUGAGUCGCUCGUUUGAUCGGACGCAUACCCAGGUGCCGGAUGUGUGUGAGCGGUGCUUUGAGAAGUAUUGCUGGGAUGGGACGAGGAAUAGUACGGAGCCGGCGGCAUAUGAGCCCAAGGUGUUGAUGACGAGUGCGGGCGUGAGGAACUUGGCGGUGUCGAGGUGGGUUUGGGGGUUGGUUCCGGUUGUGCUGGGGGUUUGGUUGAUGUGA
Aspergillus luchuensis is the source of this 1674-nucleotide messenger RNA. RefSeq names its product lysophospholipase 1. Gene Ontology annotation, biological process: glycerophospholipid catabolic process. The transcript has a single exon. NCBI's taxonomy places the organism in Eukaryota, Fungi, Ascomycota, Eurotiomycetes, Eurotiales, Aspergillaceae. Gene Ontology annotation, molecular function: A2-type glycerophospholipase activity. The record is from RefSeq and is a predicted model, not a curated record. Gene Ontology annotation, cellular component: cytosol; intracellular membrane-bounded organelle. Bases 1 to 1674 code for a protein of 557 amino acids.